CUCCUGUCUCUCAGUCCAGUGUAAGUCAAACUGUCAGACAGACCUGAAGAACAGUCUAUCUGAAGUGCCAAAUCAUGAUGUCUGAUUCCAGGGCUUCUUCUGUGAUCCAGGAGUGGGCCGGUUCAUACCCGGGUCAGAACCACACCCUGAACCAGACCUCGGCGUCCAAUCAGCUGUCUCAGAUGGACAUGAUGCCGUACGGGCAGGCUCAGGGGCUGGGGCGGGGGGGCCCUGAUGACAGGGUCUCUGAGCAGAUGAUGGGACUGUCUUAUCUGCCCUACACCUCUUCCUGUCUCAGCAACACCUCAAACGCAGGAAACACAAACCACCACCAGAGCCACAUCAACACGCAGCAGGACUUCUCCUCCUUCCUCAUGCCCACUUUGCGGGCCCCGGUCAACAAGAGGAGCCUCAGCAAGGACAGUGCAGAGUACCGGCUGCGGAGAGAGAGGAACAACGUGGCCGUGAGGAAGAGCAGGGACAAGGCCCGCCGGAGGAUCCAGAUGACCCAGCAGAGGGCCGUGCAGCUGCAGGAGGAGAACCAGAGGCUGCAGAGCAGGAUCGGACAGCUGACACAGGAGCUGGACUCUCUGAAACACAUCCUGUCCCAGCGGCACCUGCAGGGAGCCGAGGGGGGGGCUGCAGGAGAGGCCGGUAUCUAGAACCACCAUUUGUAUUAAUCAUAGCAAUCAGAUUCAAUAUUCGUGUCCAAACAGGCCUCUAAAUGUCUUCUUGUUGGUGCCGAAUAUUGCAUCUACUUGUGAAAAAAGUCAUUUAUAAAAUAAUUAGGCAUUCAUUUGAAGAUGAAGGAUUUUGUAAUAGAGAGAUUGUUUUGUGGAGGCACAGAAAGAUCCAGGAAAACAGUCAGAGGGGGCCAUGGGAAAUCUGAAUUCCUAACAUAAAUAAAUAUAAAGCAUUCAAAUUUGGCUUAGAAAAGACCUGGAUCCCACCCUAGUACUCUUGGCUUUGGGGGGUUUCCAGUCAUAUUAUAAGGGGGGUUUCACCCCAUGCAACUUCCUGCUGACCUCGGUUUUUAAAAAUGUGUGGCUAAUGCACUGUUUGCUGGACUUUUUAAAUAAAUGAAAUAAUCACCUGAACAAGAGACAUUCAGUCCUAAUGUAGAUCCGUAAGACGUGGUUUGAUUGUAGAUGUCAUUGUAUAUUCUUAACUGUGAAUGAAGAGACUGCACAUAAACCGUAUGCGAGGGGUUAAAUAUGUGCAUAUCAAGAUUUAAUACGACUAUGUGGUGAAUGGAUUUUAGGGAGAGUACCUCAGAUGUAAAAAUCCUAAUUGCUGCAAAAUGCACAAAAACUGCACACAAAUUCCAAAUGAACUCUACUGAAUCUCCUUGAAGAUACCAUCUUUGCAAUGUCAACUGUCAACGCAAACAAAAUGCAGUUGUAGCUUAGUCCAUUUAUGCGACACAAGCAAAACAUGGGUAUAACAAAAGUGCAUUCCUGUAGUGCAUGCAUCAAUCUCACAGAGCCUUCAAAAAGAAAACCACUAUGUGCAUUAUACAGAUGUCUUGUUUUUAUUUGAUUUAACAAACAUUGCCUAAUCAUACACUUGACACUUCUUGUCAUUGUCAGAGAUGAUUGUAAAUGUUGUUGCCCAACAAGGUUACACAACUACCUGUGGUUUGUAGGGGAUUGAAUGGAAAUCUAAAUGUCUCUCUGUAUAUACUCUUAUCUUUUGUCACUAAGUGAGUGUGGAAUUACUUGAAAGAAUGUUUAAAUCAUUUGUAAACUUUAAUGUUGUCGAUUGUGUUUUUAUAGUCAAGCAUUGUUAUAGCAAUACUUUGUGAAAAAUGUUCUUUAAAUAAACAAAUUAUUGAGAUUAA
Molecule: messenger RNA, 1840 nt
Organism: Trematomus bernacchii (emerald rockcod)
Lineage: Eukaryota; Metazoa; Chordata; Actinopteri; Perciformes; Nototheniidae
Gene: cebp1
Product: CCAAT/enhancer binding protein (C/EBP) 1
Exons: 3
Coding region: 75-662 (195 amino acids)
Biological process (GO): DNA-templated transcription; regulation of transcription by RNA polymerase II; myeloid cell differentiation
Molecular function (GO): DNA-binding transcription factor activity, RNA polymerase II-specific; RNA polymerase II cis-regulatory region sequence-specific DNA binding
Source: RefSeq, a predicted model, not a curated record